Molecule: messenger RNA, 728 nt
Organism: Sitophilus oryzae (rice weevil)
Lineage: Eukaryota; Metazoa; Arthropoda; Insecta; Coleoptera; Curculionidae
Exons: 3
Coding region: 87-452 (121 amino acids)
Source: RefSeq, a predicted model, not a curated record
AUAUAGUGUAUGUAAGACAUGCACAUAUAUAAAUGUAAGUAUUAUUUUGCUUCUGCUAGAACUUUUGUGAAUAUAACGCAUACAAAAUGAUUUACCCGUCAUCUGUAUUAAUGGUGCUAUCUGUUUCUUACAUGUUGCUUGUAAUUGAUGGCAAAACUAUAUCUUCCACUUCAUUAGAAGAUUCAUUUGAGGGAUCCAGUAUAAGUCCCGAGCUUGAGCACGCUCUUAAACCAGCCGAAGAUGCCAUUUUAUCCUUCAUUCACAAGCUGGUGAAUACAGGAUAUACUUCUUCAAAAAUAGCGCUCAACAAAAUUGAACAAGGGAAGCAUAAAGAUAUCGGGAACCAGAUUCAAGAUUUAUUGGAACUCUUGCCGAAUUACAAUUCCAAAAUAUCUGUCGUUGACGAUGUGCCGAAGGUGUUUAAACAUAGCAAUCUACCCAAUUCUUUUUAAGUAGUUUGUAUUUUAAUAUUAUAAUUUACCUAGUUAUACACAUUUUAUAUAUUUAAUAAUAUCGCAUUUGUUAUUUUUAAGAAAGUAUCAUUUCUUUUUUGAAUGUAUAUUAUUCUAUAUGCAUCGCUAUCUUUCAUUAAUUUUUUUCAUUGCUUUAGCUAUAAUUGUAGCAGUAGUUAAUUUGUGGAUAUUUCUACUGUCAUAUAUUUUUAUAAAAUUUUGUUUUGUAAUGUAUGAUAUUUUUGUAUCUUUCUAUUAAUUCAUUUUUAUCUAACU